GGAAACACAGGGUGGAGCUACAAAGAUGUACUUCCCUAUUUCAAGAAAUCUGAAACACAGCUUGAUCCAAAUCUAAGCAAAUCUAAAUAUCAUGGUACCUCAGGGCCUCUACAAGUAUCGGGUGGUGAUAAAGUUGAAGCUAUACAGUAUGUUUAUGAUGCAGCUGUUGAAGCUAACCUCAAGACUACAACGGAUUAUAAUGGCGAAGAUCAAUUGGGCUGGGACUUUACUCAGGUAAGUGUGGAUGGCAAUGGAGAGAGAUCAAGCACUGCAACUGCCUUCUUAGAGCCAAAUAUGGACAGAAAAAAUCUACAUGUAGCAACACAAGCUCACGUUACAAAAGUUCUCAUUAAAGGCAAGAAAGCAAUGGGUGUGGCUUAUGUAAGGGACUUGGUCAAGAGAAGUGUGAAAGCAAGAAAGGAAGUUAUACUGUCAGGAGGUGCCAUUGGAUCACCUCACAUUCUCUUGCUAUCAGGAAUAGGACCUAGGAAACAUCUUGACGACAUAGGGAUACCCGUUGUGGCAGACCUACCAGUUGGGGAAAACAUGGAGGACCAUCCUACAGCAGACAUUCUGAAUUUCUUUACAAAAGUUGACUCCAUUACGGAAAAGAAAGUGAAUUCUUUGCUUGAAACCUGGAAGUAUAAACUCUUUGGAACAGGUGUAUGGAAGAAUACAAUGGUAAACCUGAUUUACUUCAUGAAAUCUCCCUAUCAGCCGGAUGAUCACAAAUUUCCAUACAUCCAGUUCCACGUAUAUCCAGUAUUAUGGGGAAGUGACAAGGGAACCGAUUAUGCAAAAGACAACAUCGGAUAUACCAAUGAAGUGUGGAAUACAUUGUUCCCAGAUGAGCAACUCGAUGGAAAAACUGGGAUUAGUACUAUUGUCAUAUUGCUCCAUCCAGCAACAAAUGGGACGGUUAGACUUCAGAGCACGGAUCCAUUCGACCACCCAUUGAUUGAUCCAAACUUCCUUGAAAAUUCAAUUGAUGUGAAACAUAUUAUGGCAGGAAUAAAGGUUUGGACAGAAAAACUUGCCAAAACCAAUACAUUCAAAAAGGGAGGAUUUGAAAUGAAUACGAAUCAUCACCCUUUAUGUAAGACUCACAAAUUCGGCACUGAUGCUUACUGGGAUUGUUUCAUUAGAGCAAACUUGUGGACAUUAUUCCAUCCAACAUCGACAUGCAGAAUGGGACCAGCGAGUGACAAGAACUCUGUUGUAGACCCACAGUUAAGAGUGAAAGGGAUUGAGAAUCUGAGAGUGGCAGAUGCAUCCAUUAUGCCUCAUGUCGUAUCAGGCAACACAAAUGCGCCAUCUAUUAUGAUCGGAGAAAAAGCUGCAGAUUUGAUUAAACAAUCGUAAAGAUUAAUUUGCGUUUACAAUAUACGAGCUAAAUUGACUUCAAACUCAUUCAUUGAUUCAUUUAUUCAUUAUGAUGGGAGAGAAUAUUCUAUAUUAUAUGGUGCAAUGAUUUUGUGAAUUCUUUAAAAAUCAAUCUACUGGUGUGACCAAAUAAACUGAAUUUAUAGACGAUAGAAUUCUAUCAAAACAACCGAUUUGCAAUCAUCUCCAAGACUCAAGACUCCAAAUCAUUUCGACAUUGGGCCUACUUUCGACCAACACUGCUGCAUAAAACAGAUGGUAAUGGUGAUCCGACUAAACAACUUCAGUUCAAGUCCCAGGGUAAAACAGUGUCUACAAUGAUGGCCUACGAAAUCUUCAGGUUGAAUUCCAGCUUUUGCCGAGUGUAGACGCCAUACAUUGGGAAUAUUAUAUUCAUGCCCAAUGAUUCAAUUAAAACAAGAGAACGGCCUGUGGCAAAAGAUAAUCUCAGUGGCAUUUGGAGAGCCAGGAAAUGAUAACGUAAUAAACCUCUUCAGGCUAAUAUGUUUUUAGUCUUUAUAUUACAGCUAGUU
Owenia fusiformis is the source of this 1916-nucleotide messenger RNA. Lineage: Eukaryota; Metazoa; Annelida; Polychaeta; Sabellida; Oweniidae. The record is from the annotation of a GenBank genome assembly.